ACACACUCAAAAAACCUCUCAAAUUAAUAACAAUGGACUCCUUUCUCUCCCUUCUCAUUGCUCUCUCUCUCUCCACCAUCACCUUCCUCCUCUUCCGAACAACCACCGCCGUCAGCCGUCGGAAAGUUCGUCUUCCGCCGGGAAACGUGGGUUUACCAUUGAUCGGAGAGACGCUGCAGCUGAUAUCCGCUUACAAAACCGAGAACCCGGAACCGUUUAUCGAUUCACGGGUGGCAAGAUACGGGAGCGUGUUCACGACACACGUGUUCGGCGAGCGGACCGUGUUUUGUACUGACCCAGAAACGAACCGGUUCAUUUUGCAAAACGAGGGAAGGUUGUUCGAGUCGAGUUACCCCGGUUCGAUAUUUAACUUGGUUGGGAGGCACUCUUUGUUGUUCAUGAGAGGACCGCUUCAUAGGAGAAUGCAUUCUUUGACUAUGAGUUUUGCCAACUCCACAAUCAUUAAGGACCAUUUGUUGGUCGAUAUAGACCGGUUGGUCCGACUCAACCUACAAUCUUGGACCGGACGGAUUCUACUCUUGGAGGAAGCCAAGAAGAUAACCUUCGAGUUAACGUUGAAGCAACUGUUGAGCAUCGAACCAUGUGAGUGGACAGAGAAUUUAAGGAAGAUAUACAUGCGAGUCAUUGAAGGCUUCUUUUGCAUUCCGAUUCCGAUCUUCUCCCUCACUUAUCGUCGUGCAUUACAGGCAAGGAGAAGGGUGGCGGAGGCGUUGAGUUUGGUGGUGAAGGAGAGGCGAAGGGAAUGGGAAAUGGGGAUGAAGAAGAAUGAUAUGCUGACGGCGUUAUUCGACAGUGGUGGUGGUGGAAUUGGGUUUUCCGAUGAUGAAAUUGUGGAUUUCUUGGUGUCUCUAUUGGUGGCAGGCUACGACACGACGUCAACCACCAUGACUCUGGCCGUUAAAUUCCUCACCGACACACCCAUUGCGCUUGCUCACCUCAAGGAGGAACAUGAUGAAAUCAGGGCGAAAAAGGCUACUUCUAUGGCUCUCGAGUGGGAAGACUACAAAUCCAUGCCGUUCACACAAUGCGUCAUUAAUGAAACGUUGAGAGUCUCCAACAUAAUUGGUGGCCUAUUCAGGAGGGCAAUGACUGAUGUUGAUAUCAAAGGUUAUACAAUCCCAAGAGGAUCGAAAGUGUUUACCUCACUCCGGGCCGUCCAUCUUGAUCAAGACAAUUUUAAAGAUGCUCGUGUUUUCGAUCCUUGGAGAUGGCAGAAAACGUCAGACCCAACAACCUUUAUGCCAUUUGGAGGGGGACCUAGGAGAUGCCCGGGGUACGAGCUAGCCAGAGUCGCACUGUCUGUGUUCCUUCACCAUCUCGUUACUCGAUUUAGUUGGGAGCCUGCUGAAGAAGAUAAGUUGGUGUUCUUCCCUACGACAAGGACUCAGAAACGAUAUCCCAUCAUCGUGCGACAUCGUAGUAACGUAGCCGAGCCCGAGCAAUGUAGAGAAUAGAGAGGAAAUCUCUAUAUAGUUUUGGAAAUUUUAAGAUGCAAGAAUAUGUAAUGAAAAUUGUAGUUCCAUACGACGUAUUC
Messenger RNA from Cynara cardunculus var. scolymus (artichoke), 1555 nucleotides. RefSeq names its product cytochrome P450 90A1-like. The record is from RefSeq and is a predicted model, not a curated record. NCBI's taxonomy places the organism in Eukaryota, Viridiplantae, Streptophyta, Magnoliopsida, Asterales, Asteraceae. Gene Ontology annotation, molecular function: monooxygenase activity; oxidoreductase activity, acting on paired donors, with incorporation or reduction of molecular oxygen; iron ion binding. Bases 33 to 1475 code for a protein of 480 amino acids. Gene Ontology annotation, biological process: brassinosteroid homeostasis; sterol metabolic process; multicellular organism development. The transcript has 8 exons.